Molecule: messenger RNA, 1248 nt
Organism: Manis pentadactyla (Chinese pangolin)
Lineage: Eukaryota; Metazoa; Chordata; Mammalia; Pholidota; Manidae
Gene: SCG5
Product: secretogranin V
Exons: 6
Coding region: 139-777 (212 amino acids)
Biological process (GO): regulation of hormone secretion; neuropeptide signaling pathway
Cellular component (GO): secretory granule
Molecular function (GO): enzyme regulator activity
Source: RefSeq, a predicted model, not a curated record
UCCACCUGCUGGAGGGAGGCCGGGGCGGAGCUAAGAUGCGGAGGGAGGUGACGCGCCAGCGAUCCAGAUCCCCGGCUCUGGGCCCGACCCCCAAGGCCCAGACCGCAGCAGGCUCCUCCGGCUGCCCCUCGGAUAAAGAUGGUCUCCAGGAUGGUCUCUACCAUGCUAUGUGGCCUAGUGUUUUGGUGGGCAUUGGGAUGGACCACAACAUCUGCAUACAGCCCGAGAACCCCUAACCGGGUCUCAGAAACAGACAUCCAGAGGUUGCUCCACGGCGUUAUGGAGCAGCUGGGUAUCGCCAGGCCGCGGGUGGAGUACCCAGCUCACCAGGCCAUGAAUCUUGUGGGCCCACAGAGCAUCGAAGGUGGAGCUCAUGAAGGUCUGCAGCACUUAGGUCCUUUUGGCAACAUCCCAAACAUCGUGGCAGAGCUGACCGGAGACAACAUUCCCAAGGACUUCAGUGAGGAUCAGGGCUACCCAGAUCCUCCAAAUCCCUGUCCCAUUGGAAAAACAGUAGAUGAUGGCUGUCUAGAAAACACUCCUGACACAGCAGAGUUCAGUCGAGAAUUCCAGUUGCAUCAGCACCUUUUUGAUCCAGAACAUGACUAUCCAGGCUUGGGCAAGUGGAACAAGAAACUCCUUUAUGAGAAGAUGAAGGGAGGACAGAGACGGAAGCGGAGGAGUGUCAAUCCAUAUCUACAAGGACAGAGACUGGACAACGUUGUUGCAAAGAAGUCAGUCCCACAUUUUUCAGAUGAGGAUAAGGAUCCAGAGUAAAGUGAAGAUACCAGGCCCACAUCGCCAUUAGGCCUCUGUAUUGCUACAUGCACGUUAUUAGAGCCCCCAUGAAUGGCAGCAUGUUUCUAAAUUAGGUAACUAUGGAUGAAAAGCAGCUGUAUUUUGAUAGUGCAUUGUCCUUCACACUGAUAAUUCUACUUUCUGCUAAAUGAGAAUAAGAGCUUUUUUAUUUUAACUGUGUAUCUGCAGUGAGCACUCAAAUUAAAGUGUAUAUGUCAAAAACAAUAAAAAACAAGACUGUAGAUGAAAUAUUCUAAGAUUUCUUGCAGCUUGAAAUGGUGUUUUUGGCUACACUGUUUUGGCCAUUCUGUAAAAAACUGGCAUUUGCUUUUGAUUAUGUAUUUCAUCUAGCCCUUGGGCAUCAUUACACACCAAUAAAGAAGAUUGUACUCAAGAGGAGGAGAUGAUACAUUUCACUUGGCUACAUUUUAAUAAAUGUGUAUGCAAGCA